Messenger RNA from Capsicum annuum, 1806 nucleotides. RefSeq names its product 5'-3' exoribonuclease. The record is from RefSeq and is a predicted model, not a curated record. NCBI's taxonomy places the organism in Eukaryota, Viridiplantae, Streptophyta, Magnoliopsida, Solanales, Solanaceae. Gene Ontology annotation, molecular function: 5'-3' RNA exonuclease activity; 5'-3' DNA exonuclease activity. The transcript has 6 exons. The coding region runs from base 163 to 1500 and encodes 445 amino acids.
CAUGUGAAAUAAUUUCGAAUCGCAAUUAAUAUUGCAUGAACAAACAGACCAUAAGUAUAUGUUUCACUUAAAAAAAAAAAAGAAAGAAUUGAAAGUCGUUCGUGCUGAUCUGAAGACUAAUCCAGGCAGGUUAGUCUGCAUUUGUUCAAUUGAUAGCAUCCAAUGAUGGGAGACAAAGAAAUCCCCAAGAAAGAAGUUGGGAAUGGCUCCAAGAAGAAGAAGAAGAAGAGAGGUGGUUCAAAGAGGAGAAUGACUUCUGAACAGACUUUGGCAUACAAUUGUGUGAGUGAAUGGGUUUUCUUGGACCGUUCUCACUCACCCACUGACGAUUUUGCACUUCCCUGGAAUCAACCCAAAGAAAAGUUAGGCUUUGAAUUUCAUUCUCAUUCUAUUCAUAGUGACGGGUUCUUAUCACCUUCCAAGCUCGUCGAAAGAGCCCACCAAAAUGGGGUUGCAAACUUCAUGAUGUGUUUCGUGUCACUUCUUAAGCUAUUCAAGGGUGAGGUGAAAGUUCUUUCAUUGACAGAUCAUGAUACUCUAUCUGGCAUCCCUGAAGCACUGGAAGCAGCUAGUAGAUUUGGGAUUAAAAUUAUCCCUGGGGUUGAAAUUAGUACAAUGUUUACCCAAGGGAGGGACUCUGCAUCAGAUGAACCAGUGCACAUUCUUGCAUACUACAGCAGUUGUGGCCCAGCUAAAUUUGAUCAAGUAGACAAGUACCUGAGUAGUAUACGGGGUGGACGUUUCCUCCGUGCGGAGAACAUGAUUUUAAAACUUAACAAACUGAAGUUGCCACUUAAGUGGGAGCAGGUAGCAAAAAUUGCAGGAAAGGGAGUUGCUCCAGGGAGGCUGCAUGUUGCCCGUGCUAUGGUUGAAGCUGGCCAUGUAGAGAAUCUAAGACAGGCAUUUUCCCGAUAUCUUUACGACGGAGGACCUGCUUAUGCUACGGGAAGCGAGCCACUUGCAGAGGAAGCCGUCCAAUUUAUAUGUGAGACAGGAGGUGUAGCAGUUUUGGCACAUCCAUGGGCAUUAAAAGAUCCAAUUGCUGUUGUUAGAAGAUUGAAAGAAGUUGGCCUACAUGGUAUAGAGGCCUACAGGAGUGAUGGAAAAGUAGCAGCAUACAGUGACCUUGCAGAUGCUUAUGAUCUGCUGAAGCUUGGGGGUUCAGAUUUCCACGGAAGAGGAGGGAAGCAGGAGUCUGAGGUGGGAAGUGUGAGCCUUCCAAUGCUGGCCGUGCAUGAAUUUCUGAAGGUGGCCCGCCCUAUCUGGGUCAGAGCAAUUAAGGAAAUUCUGGAGAAUUACAUAAAAUAUCCCUCAGAAACGAACUUACAACUUAUUAUGAGUUUUGGAAAGCCAAAAGUUUGCAGGGGCAUUUCUCCUGCAAGUUGUCCUGGUGAUUUUAUUAGCCGAUGCUUAUCAUUGUGGUUUACAAGUGAAGAGAGACAGAAUUCGGAAUUUGAAGCCAUCAAACUGAAGCUUGCAGCCAUCUCUAUCAAUCAAUGAUAGAAACAGGUUCUGCAAUGCGGCAACGAGGAUAUCCAUUUUUGCCAUAAUUUUGGGACUCCAUAGCUUCAGAUAUCUAUCUUCUAUCCAUAUUCCUGUAAUUGUGGUCACAGAAGAGAUGUAGCACAUCUCAUAGGCAAGGAAAACUGUGUUUUUCUAAUCUUUUUGGCCUUUUCUUCUUCUCUUCCUUUUUUUUUUUUGGUUUGUUUUUAUGUUUGUUUAAACUUAUUAAAAAUUACUGUUAAUUAAUCAAUUAAAUGGGGAAGUCAUUCGAUAAAAUGAAAGGUAAAACUUCAAUUUUCUAAA